CCCGCACACUGACCUCUUCUUCCGUACUGACCAUCCUCUCUCUCCCUCUCCCUCUCCCUCUCCCUCUCCCUAAUAGUCACUCACUAUCCACUACCCUCGAGCUCCGAGAGGCUUCUUACCCGGAAGAGAGAGAGAGACGUUGUAGAGCUAGCAUUUUGCGUGGAGAUAAUUGUUGCAAUCUGCAACUAAAGAGUGAAGAGUGAGAGGACCAAGGGGGAAGAUAAAGAGGUGUUAGAGAUGGAGAGUAGAUUUGUUGGAGAGCAUAUGGAGAGAGGAUUCAGACUCAUAUUUGCAAUUUCUCUGUUGCUAAUGCAUCUGGGUAUCUGCACCGGAAGCACUAUUGGAGUAUGCUAUGGAAGAAAUGCCGAUGACCUUCCCACCCCUGAUAAAGUAGCACAACUGGUUCAACUUCACAACAUCAAACAUGUGAGGAUAUAUGACUAUAAUAUCCAGGUUCUUAAGGCCUUUGCAAACACUGGAGUCGAGCUCAUGAUUGGGAUUUCAAAUUUAGACUUGUUGCCAUUCUCCCAGUUCCAAUCCAAUGCAGACACCUGGUUAAAAAACAGCAUCCUCCCAUACUAUCCAGCAACAAAGAUCACAUACGUAACUGUUGGGGCCGAAGUCACAGAGGCCCCUAAUAAUGUUUCUGCCUUGGUAGUACCUGCAAUGCAAAAUAUUCACACCGCUCUGAGAAAAGCUGGUUUGGAUAAGAAGAUCAAAGUUUCCAGUACCCAUUCCCUAGGCAUUUUGUCUCGAUCAUUUCCGCCUUCAGCAGGUGCUUUUAACAGUAGCCAUGCGUUCUUUCUGAAACCCAUGCUGGAAUUUCUUGCUGACAACCAGUCACCUUUCAUGGUUGAUAUAUAUCCAUACUAUGCGUAUAGAGAUUCCUCAAGCAAUGUGUCCUUAGACUAUGCUCUGUUUGAGUCAUCCUCUGAAGUUAUUGACCAAAAUACUGGUUUGCUUUACACAAAUAUGUUUGAUGCCCAGAUUGAUGCUAUUUAUUUUGCUCUGAUGGCUUUAAAUUUCAGAACAAUUAAAGUCAUGGUAACUGAAACAGGCUGGCCUUCCAAAGGGUCAGCCAAGGAGACAGCUGCAACUCCAGAUAACGCCCAGACUUACAACAGCAAUCUGAUUCGCCAUGUCAUCAAUGAUACAGGUUCUCCGGCAAAGCCUGGAGAGGAGCUAGAUGUUUAUAUUUUUUCUUUGUUCAACGAGAACAGAAAGCCUGGGUUGGAAUCCGAGAGGAACUGGGGGUUAUUUUAUCCUGACCAGACAAGUGUCUAUAGCCUUGAUAUCACUGGAAGAGGUCCUGUGGACACGACUACAGAGGCAAACAUCACUAGUUCAAAUGGAACUUGGUGCGUUGCGUCAUCUACAGCUUCUGAAGCUGACCUACAGAAAGCCCUUGAUUGGGCUUGUGGUGCUGGGAGUGUGGACUGUUCUGCCAUUCAGCCUAGCCAGCUUUGCUUUCAGCCAGACAACCUUUUAUCACAUUCGUCUUAUGCAUUCAACAGUUAUUAUCAACAAAAUGGAGCUAGUGAUGUUGCUUGCAGCUUUGGAGGAACAGGGGUUAGAACAAAUAAGAAUCCAAGCUAUGACAAGUGCUUUUAUAUGACAGCAGGGAACAACAAAACUGCUGCAAGUAAUGUGACCGCAAUUCCUUCAAAAUCAUUGUCGUCCAUAAUAAAAGUUUCUGUGUGGAUUCCUAGUUUCCUACUGAUCACUUGCAUUUUUCUGAAUCUGGGCCAUGUCUAGAAGGAAUUUGAUUUUGGGAAUGAAACUAAAGAAAAGAGGGGGGGGGGGGGGGG
Messenger RNA from Ilex paraguariensis (yerba mate), 1808 nucleotides. Lineage: Eukaryota; Viridiplantae; Streptophyta; Magnoliopsida; Aquifoliales; Aquifoliaceae. The record is from the annotation of a GenBank genome assembly.